Fusarium oxysporum Fo47 is the source of this 491-nucleotide messenger RNA. RefSeq lists its product as uncharacterized. The coding region runs from base 86 to 424 and encodes 112 amino acids. Lineage: Eukaryota; Fungi; Ascomycota; Sordariomycetes; Hypocreales; Nectriaceae. The transcript is spliced from 4 exons. The record is from RefSeq and is a predicted model, not a curated record.
ACUUUCUCUCAUACAACAUACAUCUCAUCUCUUCACAGAAUUCUUCCUUUUCAACCACUAAAAACACAACUUCUACACAUCCAUCAUGUCUGGCUACUCCAACGUUGGUAACCGUGGUGUCUACGAGGCUGGCGAUCAGAGAAACGCUCCUGAGUCGGAGCGCAACGUUGAGGACCCCUACAAUGAGGGCAAGGAGAACUCUCACAACAACCUUGACUCCAAGGAUGAGCGAUCCAUCGCCAACCGCCUGGCUGCUGAGGAGAAGCGAUCCGAGACUGAAGACGAUCUCGAGACCGCCCAAUUGAAGAAGGAUCCCACUCUGCCCGCUCGCGCUCACGGCAACGAACCUUCCAAGGGCGCAAAGGUCGAUGCUCAACUCCAGGCUGAAGAGGAAGAGGAGUUGAAGCGCAAGGGCAAGGCUUAAUUGUAGCAAUACUUUAGAUGACGGCCGUUUCAUUGCAGGCAAAUGAUUCGGAAAGGAUGAAUUAAUG